Messenger RNA from Daphnia magna, 1526 nucleotides. Its product is annotated as tetraspanin-9. The coding region runs from base 213 to 1022 and encodes 269 amino acids. The transcript is spliced from 7 exons. Gene Ontology annotation, cellular component: membrane. Lineage: Eukaryota; Metazoa; Arthropoda; Branchiopoda; Diplostraca; Daphniidae. The record is from RefSeq and is a predicted model, not a curated record.
UGUUCACUCUCUUCUCAUUCUUCGGCUGAGUUUCGACUGCCAAGCACCUGAAAACCGCGUGUCCACAAAAACAGUAACUUUCUCUUUCGCUGUAGACCUUAGUCUGGUCAACCGAGUGUUUUAGACGACCACUUUUAAAACGGAGGAAAAGAUCGAGCCGUUUGAAAUAUUAUCUUCCAUUCACGCUCAAUUCCAUCCACGGUGUAGGCGCCAUGGGACACGGUGCGGAAAUGAAUGGAUGUGGCAAGUGCCUCAAAUAUCUCAUGUUCACCUUCAACUUGUUAGCGCUGGUUGGUGGCAUCGUGGUGAUGGCCGUCGGUAUUUGGACGUGUGUAGAUCACGCUUACAUGGAACAAUUGCUUGGAACCAAUUUGUACAUGAGUGCCGCCUAUAUUCUCAUAGCUACCGGUGUUGUCGUCAUCCUAAUCUCCUUUCUCGGGUGUCUCGGCGCUGUCAAAGAAAUCAAGUGCAUGCUGCUCACCUAUUUCAUAGUAAUGUUCGGCAUCUUUGUGACGAUGCUGGUUGGCGGUAUUUUGGGCUAUGCAUUCCGCGCGAACGUUGCCGUUUCAAUGAGGACGCGAAUGUACUCUUCUCUCGGCGAAUACGGCGUUACUAGAGUUGUAACUGAUGCCUGGGAUUUCACGCAAUCCAAGUUGCGUUGUUGCGGCGUCGAAGGCUUUGAUGGCUACAAAGUCUGGAGGACGGACAAUCGAAACUUUAACAGUAAUUUACAAGUGCCACUGUCUUGUUGCCAGAAAAUAUGGACCAGCGGCCAAAUUGGAAACAACGGAAUCAAUAGUGGAAUACUAAAUGCUGGUCAAAUGGACCUGGCUGGACAAUCGUACAUGCCGUGUCAAGGAUCUCCGAAUAGUAAUACAGCAUACUUGACUGGUUGCUAUGACAAAGGCCUUGAGGCAGUGAAAGAUCAGGCAGCGAUUGUUGGUGGAGUAGGGAUAGGCAUUGCAUUUGUCACGCUAAUGGGAAUGAUAUUUUCAAUGGCACUCUUCAACAUGAUAAAAUAGCGCUAGGGGCGCGGUGGCCUCUUCACCUUCUUUUUCUCCAUUUCCCUCCAUCUUGAAGUAAAAAAAAAAAAAAAAAAAAGUGUGGUUGUUUUGCUUGUAAUUUUAGAUUAUAUUGUCAGUUCGUGAUUAUUGUGUGGUUGCCUAUUGUGGUGUCGAAUGUCAAUGCUGCAUCUGCAUGAAAUGGUGCACUUUUUUGGUACUCAAAGUUAUUUUUUUUUUCCCACUACGGAUCCUAUUUACCUUCGCUGGGCAACCCGAGGUUCACGAAUUAAGAAAGAUCUUCAUGGUGACACGCAUAUGGGCUGUCUUCUAUGUAUAGGGUACCUUUUGACUUUCGCAGGACCGACCAUAGUGCAGUUUCACCCUAGAAUCUGAAGUCAAUCAAUAUCAAUUUUAUGACUAGCAGGACUGCUCACAAAUGGCUCGAUACUCUUGUCAACUUAGUCCUAGUCAGUUGGCAUGCACCUUUAACAUAAUACACGUUCCCGGCGUAUUUUAUUUAAA